Molecule: messenger RNA, 708 nt
Organism: Aspergillus oryzae RIB40
Lineage: Eukaryota; Fungi; Ascomycota; Eurotiomycetes; Eurotiales; Aspergillaceae
Exons: 1
Coding region: 1-708 (235 amino acids)
Biological process (GO): regulation of transcription by RNA polymerase II; DNA-templated transcription
Cellular component (GO): chromatin
Molecular function (GO): DNA-binding transcription factor activity, RNA polymerase II-specific; RNA polymerase II cis-regulatory region sequence-specific DNA binding; zinc ion binding
Source: RefSeq, a predicted model, not a curated record
AUGGCGUAUCAGUCCAUGGCGCCCUCCACGCAAAGUUCCGAUCUUAGAUUGACUGGACAGCAGCCCGCUUACGAACAUGAAGCUCCGUUUGCAAAUGCCAUGAUACAGGCGAUUUUGACGAAAGUUUGGUCCCUUCGCCUCGACGCUAAGACGCAGGAAGAGAUCUCGGAAAAGCUGAACUUCUUACUGACACCGACCCGCAUGCGGAAGUAUAUGGCAUUGUACUUCAAGUACUGGCAGCCCAAUUGUCCAAUGAUCCAUGUUCCAACAUUUGAUCCAAGAACCGUGUCGCUGUCGCUUCUCACGUCGGUUUGCUUCAUGGGUGCCAAGUAUACUGAGGAUAAGAGAGAACUAGACGCCGCGCAACGACUAGUCGACUUUGCGGAAUUGUUUGUCUUCUCCAACGGAAUUCUAUCGGGCGAAAAUGAGAUCAGUUCGACAUAUUAUGGGGUUCAAAAUGUUGACGACGAUCCUAGUUGCUGGGUUCAAUUCCAGAAUUUACAGGCUGCGUUCCUCAUGGUGAUAUGUCAGUACUGGUCAGGAAGCCGUACGUCACGGAACCGAGCAAUGGAGAAUCGGUUUAGCGAAGUCAUCAAGGUAGGGUUGGUGCAAAUCAGCGGUCUUGUUCGUCCGGGCUUACUAGGGACAGGUUGCGCGCAGAAUGGGUCUACCCACAUUUCAGCAUGGGCCCGAGGAGCGUCUCCAUGA